Pseudopodoces humilis (Tibetan ground-tit) is the source of this 3964-nucleotide messenger RNA. It is a transcript of the gene CAMK2D, whose product is annotated as calcium/calmodulin dependent protein kinase II delta. Gene Ontology annotation, biological process: protein phosphorylation. Lineage: Eukaryota; Metazoa; Chordata; Aves; Passeriformes; Paridae. Gene Ontology annotation, molecular function: calcium/calmodulin-dependent protein kinase activity; calmodulin binding; ATP binding. The record is from RefSeq and is a predicted model, not a curated record.
UUCCCUCAGGGCGCCUCCUGCCGCCGUCCCGGGGCAGCGCCCGGGGGAAGGUCGGUGUUCGCUCCCGGCGGGACGGAGCGCAGGUUCUCCCCGUACUCCGACCGCCGGCGUGAGUCUCCUGGUGAGGGGAGGGGAGAGGGAAGACCGGAGGAGGGCGCGGAGGCAACACCGUCACCAGAGGAGGCGGUGGCGGGGAAGAAGAGGAGGAGAAGAAGCCGGCGCGGAGCCUCGCCUCACCUCGCCUCGCCUCACAGCCCCUCCGCCGUCCCCGCCUCGCCGUCCACGGCCGCCGGAGUCACCGGCGGCCGCCCGUCCUCAUGAUGGCCUCGACCACCUGCACACGCUUCACCGACGAGUACCAGCUCUUCGAAGAGCUCGGAAAAGGGGCGUUCUCCGUCGUGAGGAGGUGUAUGAAAAUCACCACAGGACAAGAGUACGCUGCCAAAAUUAUCAACACCAAAAAGCUUUCAGCUAGGGAUCACCAGAAACUGGAAAGAGAAGCCAGAAUCUGUCGCCUCCUGAAGCAUCCUAAUAUUGUGCGGCUCCAUGACAGCAUAUCAGAAGAAGGAUUCCAUUACUUAGUCUUUGACUUAGUCACCGGAGGUGAAUUGUUUGAAGAUAUAGUUGCAAGAGAGUAUUACAGUGAAGCAGAUGCCAGUCAUUGUAUACAGCAGAUUCUAGAAAGUGUUAAUCAUUGUCAUCUAAAUGGCAUAGUUCACAGAGACCUGAAGCCUGAGAACUUACUUCUAGCUAGCAAAUCCAAGGGAGCAGCAGUAAAACUGGCGGACUUUGGAUUGGCUAUCGAAGUCCAGGGAGAACAACAGGCUUGGUUUGGCUUUGCUGGUACUCCAGGAUACCUUUCUCCAGAAGUGUUACGAAAAGAUCCUUAUGGAAAACCUGUGGAUAUGUGGGCAUGCGGAGUCAUUCUGUACAUCCUCCUGGUGGGAUACCCUCCCUUCUGGGAUGAAGACCAGCACAGACUUUACCAGCAGAUCAAGGCUGGUGCUUAUGAUUUCCCCUCACCAGAAUGGGACACGGUGACUCCUGAAGCAAAAGACCUUAUCAAUAAAAUGCUCACCAUCAACCCAGCGAAACGUAUCACAGCAUCAGAAGCACUGAAGCAUCCAUGGAUCUGUCAACGUUCUACUGUUGCCUCUAUGAUGCACAGACAAGAGACUGUAGAUUGCUUGAAGAAAUUCAAUGCAAGAAGGAAACUAAAGGGGGCCAUUUUGACAACAAUGCUGGCUACCAGAAAUUUCUCAGCAGCCAAGAGUUUACUGAAAAAGCCAGAUGGAGUUAAGAAAAGGAAGUCCAGUUCGAGUGUUCAGAUGAUGAUAAACAACAAAACCAACGUGGUAACCAGCCCCAAGGAAAAUAUUCCUACCCCGGCGCUGGAGCCCCAAACUACAGUAAUCCACAACCCUGAUGGAAAUAAGGAAUCAACAGAGAGUUCCAACACGACCAUCGAAGAUGAGGAUGUCAAAGCGGGCAAGUCUAUGAGAAAUGCAAACUCAGAGAGUCAAUCGCUUGAGUCUGAGCUCUCCCACUCCACUCCUUCCUCUGUACUAUCUCGUAAGCAGGAGAUUAUCAAGGUGACCGAGCAGUUGAUCGAAGCCAUCAACAACGGGGACUUCGAAGCUUACACAAAAAUCUGUGAUCCAGGCCUUACGUCUUUUGAACCUGAAGCUUUGGGUAAUCUGGUAGAAGGGAUGGACUUCCACCGGUUUUACUUUGAAAAUGCUCUGUCCAAAAGCAACAAGCCGAUCCACACCAUCAUCCUGAACCCUCACGUGCACCUGGUGGGCGAGGACGCAGCGUGCAUCGCCUACAUCCGCCUGACGCAGUACAUGGACAGCAGCGGCAUGCCAAAGACUAUGCAGUCUGAGGAGACGCGCGUGUGGCACCGGCGCGACGGCAAGUGGCAGAACGUGCACUUCCACCGCUCGGGCUCGCCCACUGUACCCAUCAACUAAAAAUAUCAGCGGUGCCGCUCUUGCAUUUUCUGUACCCAACGCACCUGGUUGAUUACCAUCUUGGCCAUCCCGUUCUCUUCAUGCAUGUUUCUGAGUGCAUGAAGUUGUGAAGGUUCUUCAUGUAACACAUUUGUGAUGCACCACGUUGCUGUAUAUUCCAUCUGUACACUGUUAACAUUUCAAUGAAGGUGAUGUUCCAUGCAAAUAGAGAAUAACAAGGCGUAAAAGACAAAAAGAGAUACUGGAUGGACAGCAGUAGACACACUAUAAUACAUUUGUCACUUGCUCCAUUUAUGCCAAGUUUUGACAGACAACUUUAAAAUAUAUCAUGUUUAUUAAAAAAAAAAAGAAAAAAAAAAGAAAAAGUAUGUUUUACCUUCUUUUUUUAAGAACUGUUUUUUGACUUCUCCUUUUUCUCCUGAGUCCCAGGAUUUUGCUUCGGUUCUGGUAGGAAUGGUUAGGAUUUCUGCUGGCAGCUCCUUCACUGUAAAACAGAUUUUUAUCACAGAUGGACAAAAUCACUGAUAAAUGUGGAAGUGUUAAUAUCUUGGCUUUGGACCAGCUGCAGCCUUCUUAGUUUAUUAGUCUGUGUAAACUGGAAAAAUCUCCUCAUUUGCUGGCUUGGCCACUCCAGAAUUAACUGUCAGUGUUCUGGUGAGUCAGCAGCUUCCGUUUUCCUUUGGAGUCCUUUUCGCUUUCUUAUUUUGCUUAACUGAAAGGUUCUGUCAGAUGAUUAAGCAAAAUUAAAAACGGUAAGGAACUAAGUGAUAAUUGAGAGGCAGUUUUUGAGGAUUAAAAUGGAAGGAAAGAGAAAGAUUUUUAUCGCUUUUAGGAUGUACUGUAAAUUUUUUAAAGAGGCUUUAAAAAAUAUAAUAUGUGGGUUAAUGUAUAGAACAGUUGUGUGGGUAAUAUACUCGAGAAAUAUUAGGCCUUAAAGCUAAGUAUGAAGAGUUUACUUACAUUACGCUGCUGCUGUUGCUUCUCUGGAAACGAAUUACGGAGACACCGGUUUUCCGUGGGACCCUAACACUUCACCACAGGUUUGUGUCUCCCCCUCUUCCCCUCAAUCCUCUCUUGGUUUCCCAAGCUCCCCUGGCAGCAUUCGGUGUCGAGGCCGGCAAUCCCAACGGGUUUGUCCCGGCUCCGGGCCGAGGGAGGAACGCCACGCCGGCAGCACGGAACGCAGACUUUCCAGCAGGGACUAGUUCUCCUUCCCUCACGUUGCGGUAAAAAUGAAUCCUCACAAGAAUUUCAGUUUGUUCCCUUCCACUUCCUUCAGGAAAGGCCAGGCUGGGCUGCUCCUGAUCUCCCCGCGAUUCCGUUAGCAGCAGGCUCCUGCUCCCCGCAGCGCUGUACAGUGCACGGUAUCUCAGUCAGUGUCCUUUUUAGCCAUCCAAAAUUUACAACUCGGCAGCCAGGACUUUUUAAAAUGGGAAAGCUUCCUAAUUUGUAUCAUUUCACCUUUCUGUGUUGAUUACUAAUCAGAAGCAGUUCUUAAACAUGUUGAUGUUGUUACUAGUGGAUGUAUGGUAGAUGGACUUAAGCUUCUCUGAUAAUUACUACAUGACUUUAAACAAUAUAUAUUUAAAAUAAGCAUCUACAAUAAAUGUGUUGAGCCAUAUUAACCUGCCAAUGGGAUCUGUGAAAAAAGUAAUGGCCUCAUUUUUUUCUCAUUGAUUUUUUUCUUUUUUUUUUUUCUUUUUUUCUUUUUUUUUUUUUUUUCUUUUUGUGAAGCGGCUAUAAGUGGCAUAACUGUAUUUAAAAUUAACGAAUUAGGUGUAGGGUGUUUUUUUUAUACUUCUAACAUAGCAUGUGAUGUUGACGUAUUACUGUAGACCAAGUUUGUCUUCCACACCAAGACGUGAGGAAAUUGUGCUUUGUUCUCUCCACCACAACUGAAUUCUACACUUCUGUCAUUUUGGAACACUGCAGUUUACCAUGGGACACAGUGUACAUAUUUCUUGCCAUAAUGGUAAAUGAUUGAUAUAUUU